This is a messenger RNA of Vairimorpha ceranae, 336 nucleotides long. RefSeq lists its product as hypothetical. The transcript has a single exon. Bases 1 to 336 code for a protein of 111 amino acids. NCBI's taxonomy places the organism in Eukaryota, Fungi, Microsporidia, Nosematidae. The record is from RefSeq and is a predicted model, not a curated record.
AUGCAUAAAUUAAUGGAUAAGAAAAAUAAAGACUUAAUAAAAAAGAAUACAGAAUUAUUAUUAGAAAUUACUAAAAUUAAUGAACAACAUGUAGAUUAUGUAAAAGAGAAUGUUAAAGAUAAAUUUACUAAUGAAAAAAAUUAUAAUAAAAUUUUAAAAGAUUUGGAUACAAAUAUUAAAGAAAUAGGAAUUUUAUUGGAGAAUACAAAAAACCUUAAAGAAAAAUUUUUAUUGUGGAGGCAGAAAAAUAAAGCGAAGUUGCAAGAAAAAGAUGUAAAUAUAAUAGAUAAAAAAAUCAAGAAGAAAAAAGUGACAAAUCAAAUUAAAAAGAAAUAA